Molecule: messenger RNA, 1770 nt
Organism: Laetiporus sulphureus 93-53
Lineage: Eukaryota; Fungi; Basidiomycota; Agaricomycetes; Polyporales; Laetiporaceae
Product: Diphthamide synthesis
Exons: 4
Coding region: 41-1657 (538 amino acids)
Biological process (GO): protein histidyl modification to diphthamide
Molecular function (GO): 2-(3-amino-3-carboxypropyl)histidine synthase activity
Source: RefSeq, a predicted model, not a curated record
GGAAAGUACUACUUACUCUUUACUCACUGCCCGCAAUCAAAUGGCAGACGAGGCUAAGGCUCCCAGUUCUAAUGCUACCAAGCCCAGGAAGCGGUUUAUCGGUAGCAAAUCUGCAAAGCCAUCCAAGCCGGGCGUAACGCCUAUUGUCGCGAACCAAAUACCCCAGGACAUCUUGAACGAUGCUCAGCUGAAUGCAGCAAUCAAGCAGCUGCCGUCUAACUACUCGUUCGAGAUCCACAAGACAGUACAUCAUAUACGGAAGAACAAUGCUAAAAUGGUCGCAUUGCAGAUGCCUGAGGGCCUGCAGAUGUUCGCGUGCACGAUAGCGGACAUUAUCGAACGAUUCACGAAUGCGCUAACUGUGAUCAUGGGUGACGUCACGUAUGGUGCGUGCUGCGUCGAUGACUACACAGCAGUCGCCUUGGGAUGCGAUAUGCUCGUGCACUAUGGACAUAGCUGUCUGGUCCCGAUUGACCAGACGACCAUCAAGACUUUAUACGUCUUCGUUGAAAUCGCCAUCGACUUAUCUCAUCUUGUCCAAACAAUUCGUCUUAACUUCCCAAAUGACCGCAGACGCUUUCAUGAGGCGCUGUUGGACUCAGACGAAACAGAUAGUCAGAUACCUGCUGGUCGCCCCUUGACUGCCGGUCACUACUUGCGCAUUGAGGGGCCAUCUCCCGCGAAGUUGUCCGAUGAGAAGGUACUGACCACAGCGACGCACCAGACACAAGAGCUUCCAUACGAGCUGACCCGUCUGGCACUGGUGUCGACCAUACAGUUUGUGGCUGCACUAUCACGACUGAAAGAUGACUUGACCACAGAGGUCCCCGAUUACGAACCGCUGCGUCGACCCGCAGGGAUGAUUGAGGGACUUGAGGCGGGAAGCGACGAGAGUUCUGUCGGUCAGCCAAGGCUAUGGACAGGAAGGUACGACGCCACCAUUCCCCGAUCAAAGCCUCUUUCGCCAGGCGAGAUCCUCGGAUGCACGGCCCCGACGCUCGGCGAUGUCGACGCAUUAAUCUAUCUUGGUGAUGGGCGCUUUCACCUUGAGUCCAUCAUGAUUGCCAACCCCACCGUACCGGCGUUCAGAUACGAUCCUUACUCGAAGAAGCUUACUCGGGAACGAUACAAUCAAACGGAGAUGCGCACCGUACGCGACGAGGCCGUUCGAGCCGCUCGCAGAAGCAUCGAUGUACUCGCUUCGUCUCCUAAAACAAAUGGCGGCACAAGUUUUGUCAUCCCUGCAAAGGAGCCUCCGCUCUGGGGUGUCGUGCUGGGUACGCUCGGCCGCCAAGGUAGCUUCAAGCAGUUGCAGGCGAUCACACAUCAACUCAGCACAUCCCGCACAUCUAUUCCAUAUAUGCCGAUCCUCCUCUCCGAGCUUUCACCUGCCAAGCUUGCCCUCUUCAAUCCGCAUAUCUCAGCCUUCGUGCAGACAUCGUGUCCACGGUUGUCCAUCGAUUGGGGAUAUGCCUUCGAUCGGCCACUGCUGACGCCGUACGAAACAGCAGUGGCUGUCGGAAAGGCAGUGGGUUGGAUGGACGGACCUUCGGGAGAUGAGGCGGUCAGGCGGGAUGGAAAGGGAGGGGGUUAUCCUAUGGACUUCUAUGCAGCAGGAAGUCCGUGGGCUGCAGCGAGAACGAAGGCGACAUACUAGCUCAGCAUGUAAAAAGCGAUGGCUUUAAGGCGAGGUUAUAUUCGCCACCCGCAUGUCAUCGCUGUAAUGCUAUAAUGCUACAUGAUUGCAAGAAUAUCGAUAAACUACAUUUG